CAAAAGAUUCCACUCAGAAGCGUACACAAAUUAUACUCUGUACAGUAUUAUGUCUAUGCAUUAGCCACUUAUUUAUCUGUGACCAAUUACACUUUGUGUGAUCCAUGGCUUCCCACAUUGCUCUUCUUCGAGCCCCUCCUCUUUCAAUUUCCACUCAACGCUUCCAUGCAAAGCAAAUUUGCAUAAAUGGGCUCAAAGUCGCCACUGCCACCACCACUUCUUCUUCUUCUUCUUGUUUUCCAUGCUCCAUAACAACCCAGAGAGGGUCUUUUUCCUCAGUGAUUGCUUGUUCCUCUUCAAAUGGAAGAGACCCGGGUUCGGUGGAUGAUGAAGAGGUACAAAAGGAGCUCAUUCUCGAAGAGAAACGGCGAGCUGCAUUGUCUGCGAGGAUUGCCUCAGGGGAAUUCACCGUGAGGCAGAAAUCUGUUUUACUUUCUUUAAUGGAGGGAUUGGCAAAGGUGGGGGUGCCCAAAGAAGUUCUGGAGUUUUUGUUUGGUUGGGUUGAAGGGGGUGGUGUGUACGCCAAAAUUCCUGAGGCAAAAGGGUCAAUCAAAGCUGUUCGAAGUGUGGCCUUCUUCAUUCCCUUGUAUGAACUUUACCUUACAUAUGGUGGGAUUUUUAGGUUGACGUUUGGACCAAAGUCCUUUCUGAUAGUAUCUGAUCCGACUAUUGCAAAACACAUAUUGAAAGACAAUUCAAAGGCUUAUUCAAAGGGUAUCUUGGCUGAGAUCCUAGAUUUUGUAAUGGGGAAAGGUCUCAUCCCAGCUGAUGGUGAAAUAUGGCGAGUUAGACGCCGUGCUGUAGUCCCGGCGUUGCACCAGAAGUAUGUAGCAGCUAUGAUUGGCCUUUUUGGACAAGCCGCAGAUAGGCUCUGCCAGAAGCUAGAUGCUGCUGCAUCCGAUGGAGAAGAUGCAGAGAUGGAAUCACUUUUCUCUCGAUUGACCUUGGACAUCAUAGGAAAGGCAGUAUUCAAUUAUGAUUUUGAUAGUUUAUCGAAUGACACCGGUAUAGUUGAGGCUGUUUAUACUGUGCUGAGAGAAGCAGAAGAUCGAAGUGUUUCUCCAAUUCCGGUAUGGGAUAUCCCAAUAUGGAAAGAUAUAUCACCACGUUUCAGGAAGGUUAAUGCAGCUCUCAAAUUGAUCAAUGAUACGCUUGAUGAUCUUAUAGCAAUAUGCAAGAGAAUAGUGGAUGAAGAAGAGUUACAGUUUCAUGAAGAGUACAUGAAUGAAAAAGAUCCAAGUAUUCUACACUUCUUGUUAGCAUCAGGAGAUGAUGUAUCAAGUAAGCAACUUCGUGAUGACUUAAUGACCAUGCUCAUUGCUGGACAUGAAACAUCAGCUGCUGUUUUAACUUGGACCUUUUAUCUACUAUCCAAGGAGCCUAGAGUCAUGUCCAAGCUCCAAGAAGAGGUUGAUUCUGUACUUGGAGAUAGGUAUCCAACUAUUGAAGACAUGAAGAAACUCAAAUACACAACCCGAGUGAUCAAUGAGUCAUUGAGGCUUUACCCACAACCACCUGUGUUGAUUCGUCGCUCUAUUGAGAAUGAUGUUCUUGGAGAGUACCCUAUUAAGAGAGGUGAAGACAUAUUCAUAUCUGUCUGGAACCUGCAUCGCAGUCCAAAACUGUGGGAUGAUGCUGACAAGUUUGAGCCUGAAAGAUGGCCAUUAGAUGGACCAAACCCUAACGAGACUAACCAAAGCUUCAAAUAUCUUCCGUUUGGAGGAGGACCACGGAAAUGUAUAGGUGAUUUGUUUGCUACAUACGAGACUGUAGUAGCUCUUGCAAUGCUUGUUAGACGGUUCAACUUUCAAAUGGCAGUUGGAGCUCCACCUGUUGAUAUGACUACUGGAGCAACAAUUCAUACGACACAAGGCCUGAAGAUGACUGUAACACACAGAAUAAAAGCUCCUAUUGUACCCUCAUUACAGAUGUCAACUUUGGAAGUGGAUCCAUCCGUAAGCCUUUCUGAUCAGGAUGAAAUAACUCAGAAAGGACAAGUUUAUCAGCCUCAGGCUCAGCCUCAGCCCUAGCUGCUGUGUAAACAAAUCAUAAACCAUGUUAACACAAUAUAAAAAAUGAGUGGAAAGGGGAAAAAUUUGGGUAGAAUUCUUUUCAUUCUUUUAGCUUUGAGUGAAUUAUGUAGUAAGGUGAACCUUUAUGUCCUCAAAAAAUCAACAAUCCCCCACCCUCGCUCCUUUCGGAAGGAAGAGAGCAAAACAACAAAUAUUUCGUGCCUUUAAAAUUCUUAUUUCAAAAGGUGUAUUCUCAGAUUAUAAAUUUGUAAAUACAUUAAAUUUAGACGUUGAGAGACUGCACAAGUAAACUUGGUGCUAUGUCCACCAAGCACAUGUAGAACAAAAUUGGAAAGUGCAGUAGAAAAUGGUUGACACUUUUUGAAUGCUUUGCUAUUGA
Messenger RNA from Vigna unguiculata (cowpea), 2412 nucleotides. It is a transcript of the gene CYP97A3, whose product is annotated as cytochrome P450, family 97, subfamily A, polypeptide 3. The record is from RefSeq and is a predicted model, not a curated record. Gene Ontology annotation, cellular component: chloroplast. NCBI's taxonomy places the organism in Eukaryota, Viridiplantae, Streptophyta, Magnoliopsida, Fabales, Fabaceae. Gene Ontology annotation, biological process: xanthophyll biosynthetic process. Gene Ontology annotation, molecular function: oxidoreductase activity, acting on paired donors, with incorporation or reduction of molecular oxygen; beta-carotene 3-hydroxylase activity; iron ion binding.